This is a messenger RNA of Cuculus canorus (common cuckoo), 1954 nucleotides long. It is a transcript of the gene VSTM5, whose product is annotated as V-set and transmembrane domain containing 5. The record is from RefSeq and is a predicted model, not a curated record. Gene Ontology annotation, cellular component: dendrite; plasma membrane; axon. The transcript has 4 exons. Gene Ontology annotation, biological process: filopodium assembly; positive regulation of excitatory synapse assembly. Bases 50 to 865 code for a protein of 271 amino acids. Lineage: Eukaryota; Metazoa; Chordata; Aves; Cuculiformes; Cuculidae.
UUAACCCCCCGCAGGUGACUUUCCCUGGUGGAUCCGCCUUCCCCUGGCGAUGACAGGGAGACAGAAGAAGAAGAAGAAAGCCCGCCAGGCAGCGUGCCGCCCCCAGGCUGGGCUCGCCGCCCAUCAGCGCUCAUUUCCUGGCGAUGGCAGCCGGCCGGGCAGCGCUUUCCCUUCCUCAGCCAAUGGCAGCUUCGAUCCGUGUCGGCGGAUCGCGGGGGGCCGCGAGCAGAGGGCAAGGAAGAGGAGGGAGAGGAGCGAGGAGGAGCGGAUCCCAUGGGGCCCGAUGGGCGCGCUGCGGGGCGCGCUGGGCACCGCCGCCCUCUGCCUGGCCGCCGCCUGCGCCCUGCACCCUCCUGGAGGAGUAUCAUUAGUUAUCCCACAGCACAACAUCAAUGCAACAGUGGCACAAAACAUCUUGCUCUCCGUUGAAUACUCUUGCAGAGGCGUCGCCACUGUUGAAUGGAAGCACGUGUCGAGCUGGGGCACCACCAAAAUUGUUGAGUGGAAAAGUGGGAAUUAUGUCAACAUAUCUACAGUGUACAAGGACAGAGUGACUACUUUUGAAAAUGGCUCUAUACAGCUUCUAAAUGUGGGAAUGAGAGAUGCCGGGUACUAUUUCAUCACUGUAACAGAGGAGUAUGGAACCAACACCUAUGGCACCAUCAUAGUCAACGUUUAUGAGAUUAUCUAUGAAGAUUUACAUUUUGUAGCAGUUCUAUUUGCAUUUCUUGCUGCGGUAGCUGCCAUUUUGAUCUGCUUCAUGUGGCUGUGUAAUAAAUCUCUGCAUCUUUUCCAGAAGAAGACAACACACGAACUAACAGCAAGUACAACUGAAGAGAUUGAAUUGGAAACCAUUGAAUGUUAGCCAAGGACUGUCUCAUAACAAAGAUAACAAUUCUACCUCAGGAGAAAGUAUUGGCAAGGAAAGCAAGAAGAAACCUAAAAGGUAAAAUGUUUGUGGCUACUGUUGAAACAUCCUGACUUGCAAAGCUAAUUGGAUGUGAAAGCAGUGUCUGACGGAGCUGUUUUGACCUGUUAAGAUUUCAUCUGUGCUAGCUAAGGUCAAAGUAAAAAAAGAAUACACUUUCAUGCUGAGCACAAACAGGUUUUUGUGGCUCAUUACUGAAAGCUGCAGCCUUUGUCACUCUUAACAACAACAACCAACCAUGCCUCUAACAUCCACCCAUAAAGGACACCAGCACUUUGGCUACAGCAAGUCUCCUGUUAUAGACAGAGCAGCCAUUGGCAUCCUUCAACAUAAUAAAUAAUUACAGUAUUACAUUAAAAAUUAAUUGCAAGGAUUGAAUUAAUCACAGAAAACAGAAGCAUUUUGUACACAAAUGGUACAUGCAGUACAGAAUGAAGGAAUAUUUUAGCACUUUCCAGGAAUAGUUACCUUCAUGUGAUACAUCGUUAGAAAAUCUUGCUGUCUGGUUGCUAUUUGUCAAGGAGAUUCUAGCACAGACAUUCAAAAGCAUGUGAUUAAUAUGUUUCAUCAUACCACAUACAGAUAUAAAAAUAAAUAUCCCAUAUUAAAAGAAUUUUGCCUUUGUUUUAUCUGGGGUUCAGUUGUGUCUAGUGGUUCAGUAUCUGUUGGAUCAGUCUUCCUCAAGUGAAUGAAUCAGCAAAAGAGGGAAGAAGGUGCUUUUGAAGAUGUCUAAAAUGAGCUCCCAUUCACCAAAACUAAGCACUUAGUUACUGACAUUAAUGAAUUUAAAAAUUAAUUUUAGUUGGAGUGGAUCUCCUGGAAACCUUCAAAAGCACAGCAUCUCACCUACAACUAGGAAGGGAAUUUAUUUAUUCUUUAAAAACAUUUAUGCAUGUAUUUAUUUAUUUAUUUAUUUGCAUGGAGAGAGAUACUGGGGCAAUCACCAAGUUCCUAAGAGGAAGACACGAGUUCUGGAGGUAGAGAAAUGGGUCUCUACCCACAGUCCUUCCUUUGGGAAAGCAGAAU